This is a messenger RNA of Urocitellus parryii (Arctic ground squirrel), 2161 nucleotides long. RefSeq names its product component of oligomeric golgi complex 8 (gene Cog8). Gene Ontology annotation, cellular component: COG complex; mitochondrion. Gene Ontology annotation, molecular function: peptide deformylase activity. NCBI's taxonomy places the organism in Eukaryota, Metazoa, Chordata, Mammalia, Rodentia, Sciuridae. Gene Ontology annotation, biological process: intra-Golgi vesicle-mediated transport; N-terminal protein amino acid modification; peptidyl-methionine modification. The record is from RefSeq and is a predicted model, not a curated record.
AGCGCCCUCACCGGUCUGGAGGGGAAGUGACGCAGCUGCGGGGAAGAUGGCGGCUGCAGCGACUCUCCCAUCUUCAUCCACGGCUUCGGCCACGGCARCGGCAGCGGCAGCGGCUCUCGGAGAAGUGGAGGAUGAAGGACUCCUGGCAUCGCUCUUCCGGGACCGCUUCCCCGAGGCUCAGUGGCGGGAGCGGCCCGAUGUGGGCCGCUACCUCCGGGAAUUGAGCGGUUCGGGGUUGGAGAGGCUGCGGCGCGAGCCCGAGCGCCUGGCCGAGGAGCGGGCACAGCUGCUGCAACAGACACGCGACUUGGCCUUCGCCAACUACAAGACCUUUAUCCGUGGCGCGGAGUGCACUGAGCGUAUCCAUCGCCUCUUCGGCGACGUGGAGGAGUCGCUUGGCCGCCUGCUCGAUCGCUUGCCCAGCUUCCAGCAGAACUGCAGGAACUUUGUGAAGGAAGCUGAGGAGAUCAGCUCCAACAGACGGAUGAACACCCUGACUCUAAACCGGCACACAGAAAUCCUGGAAAUUCUGGAGAUCCCUCAGCUUAUGGAUACCUGUGUCCGGAACAGCUACUAUGAAGAGGCCCUGGAGCUUGCAGCCUAUGUACGGCGAUUGGAAAGGAAAUACUCCUCCAUUCCUGUCAUCCAGGGCAUUGUGAACGAAGUGCGCCAGUCUAUGCAGCUGAUGCUGAGCCAACUAAUUCAGCAACUGAGGACCAACAUCCAGCUCCCUGCCUGCCUCCGCGUCAUUGGCUACCUACGGCGCAUGGACAUCUUCACUGAAGCUGAGUUAAGAGUAAAGUUUCUUCAGGCCCGAGAUGCUUGGCUCCGUUCCAUCCUGACUACAAUCCCUAAUGAUGAUCCCUAUUUCCAUAUCACAAAAACUAUUGAAGCCUGCCGAGUCCACCUCUUUGAUAUCAUCACACAGUACCGUGCCAUUUUCUCAGACGAGGACCCACUGCUGCCAACUGCCAUGGGGGAGCACACUGUGAAUGAGGGUGCCAUCUUUCAUGGAUGGGUGCUGCAGAAAGUUUCACAGUUCCUGCAGGUGCUGGAGACUGACCUUUACCGGGGUAUAGGAGGCCGCUUGGACUCUCUGCUGGGCCAGUGUAUGUACUUUGGGCUGUCAUUCAGCCGGGUGGGGGCUGAUUUCCGGGGUCAGUUGGCUCCUGUUUUCCAGCAAGUGGCCAUCAAUACUUUCCAGAAAGCAAUUCAGGAAGCAGUGGAAAAAUUCCAGGAUGAGAUGAAUUCCUAUACCCUCAUCUCAGCUCCAGCCAUCCUGGGCAGCAGUAACAUUCCUGCUGCUGUGCCAGCCACUCAACCAGGGACACUGCAGCCACCAAUGGUACUUUUAGACUUCCCUCCCCUUGCGUGCUUCCUCAACAAUAUUCUGGUUGCCUUCAAUGACCUGCGUCUCUGCUGCCCUGUGGCCCUGGCACAGGAUGUUACUGGUACCUUGGAGGAUGCCCUUGUUAAGGUAACUAAAAUAAUCCUGGCCUUCCAUCGCGCAGAAGAGGCUGCCUUCAGCAGUGGAGAACAAGAGCUCUUCGUCCAAUUUUGCACUGUCUUCCUGGAAGACCUUGUUCCUUAUUUAAAUCGUUGUCUUCAAGUCCUUUUCCCACCAGCUCAGCUAGCACAGACUUUAGGCAUUCCACCCACUCAGCUUUCCAAAUAUGGAAACCUUGGGCAUGUGGACAUCAUCCUUAUCCAGGAGCCUCUCGAAUUUAUCCUGCCUAAGAGAGAAGUGGUCUUCUCUCUAGAUGACAAGGAGCUAGCAUCCAAGCUCACAGAUUCUGCACCGCAGCCUCCUGCUGAGGAGCCGAUUUUGGGGUCUGCUGCUGCAGCGUGCCACGCUGGUGGGCCAGAGGAGAUGGAGACAGCGGAGUCGCCGCAGGGGAAGCUGAGGGAGGGGGGUGCGUUGCUGGCCGAGGCGCCUAAUACGGGGUCUUAGCCGGUGUUCAAGUCGCCCAGGAUGGGGAGCAGCUUGUGGUGCGUGGGAUCAGAAGUUCCAGCAACUCGGGGCAUAGAGUCGCUGUCGGUCAGGGCUGCGUCGCCAGGAACGGGCUGCGAGGUUGUUCACGGGGACAAAGAGGGUACUUCCCAGUCACUCCUGUACGUGGGUGGAAUUAAAACAAUAAAGCUGGACGAUAGUCACGACCUG